AUGUGUGGUAUCUUUGCUGCGUACAGACAGCCCGAAAUCGAGGCCUUCAAGGGCAAGGCCCUCCAAUACUCCAAGAGAAUCAGACACCGUGGUCCAGACUGGUCUGGCAACGUCAUCCAGAACAACACCAUCUUAUGUCACGAAAGAUUGGCCAUCGUUGGCUUGGACUCUGGGGCCCAACCUAUCACCUCUGAGGACGGCAACUUCUCUUUGACUGUCAACGGUGAGGUCUACAACCACAUCAACUUGAGAAAGGAGUUUGCAGACUACCCAUACAAGUCGUUGUCUGACUGUGAGCCUAUCAUCCCCUUGUUCCAGAAGUACGACAUCGACGCUCCAAAGUACUUGGACGGUAUGUUCGCCUGGGUGUUGCACGACAAGAAGAACGACCGUAUCGUUGCUGCCAGAGACCCUAUCGGAAUCACCACCUUGUACAUGGGAAAGAGCUCCCAGACGCCAGAAACCCGCUACUUUGCCUCUGAGUUGAAGUGCUUGGUGGACGAGUGUGACGAGAUCACCGCUUUCCCACCUGGCCACGUCUACGACUCCAACACCGACGAGAUCACCCGUUAUUUCACUCCUACCUGGUGGGACGGCUCCAAGGUGCCUACUACCAACGUGGACUACAAGAAGGUCAGAGAGACCUUGGAGUUGGCAGUGAGAAAGAGAUUGAUGGCUGAGGUGCCAUACGGUGUGUUGUUGUCGGGAGGCUUGGACUCGUCGUUGAUCGCUGCCAUUGCCAGCAGAGAAACCAAGAAGGUGACUGUGCACAAGGAAGGUAUCGAUGCCAACAAGGAGUUAUCGGGAGUCGACGCUGACGGCUCGUUGCACUCGUCUGGAUGGAACCAAUUGCAUUCGUUCGCCAUCGGCUUGCCAGGCGCACCAGACUUGAUUGCAGCUGAAAAGGUGGCCCAUUUCAUCGGUACCAUCCACCACUCUCACACCUUCACUUUGGAGGAAGGUUUGGAUGCGUUGGACGACGUGAUCCACCACUUGGAGACCUACGACGUCACCACCAUCAGAGCAUCCACCCCUAUGUACUUAUUGUCGAGAAAGAUCAAGGCCCAGGGUGUCAAGAUGGUGUUGUCUGGUGAAGGUUCCGACGAGAUUUUUGGCGGCUACUUGUACUUUGCCAACGCCCCUUCAGCCGCCGACUUCCACUCGGAAUGUGUCCAAAGAGUCAAGAACUUGCACUACGCAGACUGUUUGAGAGCCAACAAGUCCACCAUGGCAUGGGGUUUGGAGGCCAGAGUUCCAUUCUUGGACAAGCAGUUCUUGGAGGUGUGUAUGAACAUCAACCCAGAGGACAAGUUGAUCAAGCCUGCCGAGGGCAAGAUCGAAAAGUACAUCUUGAGAAAGGCGUUCGACACCUCGGACGACCCUACAGCCGAGCCAUACUUGCCUCAGGAAAUCUUGUGGAGACAAAAGGAACAGUUCUCCGAUGGUGUGGGCUACUCGUGGAUCGACGGCUUGAAGGACGCUGCCGAAGAGGCGGUUUCCGACGAGGAAUUGAAGAACCCUAAGCCUGAAUGGGGCGACGACAUUCCUCAGACCAAGGAGGCUUACUGGUACAGAUGCAAGUUUGACCAGAUGUUCGGUGGCUCCAAGGCUGCUGCCUCCACCGUCAUGAGAUGGAUUCCAAAGGCUGAAUGGGGCUGUCACUCCGACCCUUCGGGAAGAUAUGCCACUACCCACGAGCACAAGGUUUAA
Suhomyces tanzawaensis NRRL Y-17324 is the source of this 1710-nucleotide messenger RNA. RefSeq names its product asparagine synthase (glutamine-hydrolyzing) 2 (gene ASN1). NCBI's taxonomy places the organism in Eukaryota, Fungi, Ascomycota, Pichiomycetes, Serinales, Debaryomycetaceae. Bases 1 to 1710 code for a protein of 569 amino acids. The record is from RefSeq and is a predicted model, not a curated record. Gene Ontology annotation, cellular component: cytosol. Gene Ontology annotation, molecular function: asparagine synthase (glutamine-hydrolyzing) activity. The transcript has a single exon.